Molecule: messenger RNA, 1935 nt
Organism: Cladocopium goreaui
Lineage: Eukaryota; Dinophyceae; Suessiales; Symbiodiniaceae
Source: the annotation of a GenBank genome assembly
AUGAAGCAGAGCAAGAGUCAGUUUUUUUCAAAGACGUCCGACGAUUUUGCUUCAAUUUCCAUGCCGCAGUCUACCCCAAAGAGGGUCUCCAAAAAGGUGAAACAACUGAAGCGGACACCUUUGGACUGUGACGCCCUUUGGGGUUGGCAGACUGAAGAUGUCGCUUCAGCGGUCGAUUGGAACACAUUGCAGAAAGCAUUUGAUGCUCUGGUAGCCCCUUCGCUGUGGGCUGACAAACUGAAGUAUCAGAAGCUGGUGCAAGCUUUGCCACUGCGAGCAAGUGGUUCCAAGACGCCCCUGUUUGACUUACUGGGCAGGACUGCUGUGAAGAAGCCGGAAGAGAUGUCGGAAUCACCCCACUUUGCUGUCUCGUCCGCUAUUGCUUUGCAAGAAUCACCAGGGAAAGGCAGAGGGUGGUUUGCCACCAAGACCAUAGAAGCUGGGACGCUCGUUCUGGUUGAGCGGCCCUUGGUUGCACUACUAGAUGUGGAAUGGAGAGAUGAGCCUUGGGCAGACUGCUCCAGUGCGGACACUGCUGCCCUAGGUAUGGAGCUCGCCAAGAGUUUUUCCAGAAGUUUGGCCUCAUUGCUGGAGCAGUUCCAUCCAAAGGAGCCAACUUCAAUUUCAAGCGCAGACAGUGAGGAUGAGGAUAUAGAAGCACUGACUGCCAUGGAAGAUGCUGUGGCUUCUUCAUGGAAGCAGAUUGACCUUUCUGAAUCUGCAAAGAGACGACUCCAAGAUGUUGUGCGCUUGAACUCUUUGGGUUUCUACACCAAUUCUGAGCAGCUUUGCCACCACUGCAACUUCCUUCCCCUUACUGGCAGCGGAGUGUUUGCGCUGGCCAGUGGCUUCAACCAUUCCUGUGAGCCUUCAGUUCAGCGUUUUUCCAUUGGUGACCUCACUGCUUUCGUCACCAACCAAAAGUUGGAAGCUGGAACAGAGCUUCACAUCACCUACAUUGAGUCAGAGAUGCUUCGAGCGCCAAAGAGUUUGCGAAGUCAGUCUCUCAAUCGGGACUUCACUUGCAGUUGUCCACCAUGUGGUUUGGAUGAUCCACCUGAGCUGAAGACCGGCAGAAGGACUUUCAUGCGAGUGGAUGCUCCGGUCCAAGCGAAGCUCUCCUUACUUCCACCCGAGGAGCGUGUAGAGACCAUAGCUGCAGCCUUGCAAGGGCAGAUGGAUGACGAAGAAGAUGCUGAGGAGGAACCACCAGAGGUUGACGAGGAGGAUGCCGGAGAAGCGACGAAGGGCGCGGAAAAAUCGGAAAAGAACACCGUGCUGCUGGGGAAGGAUGCGCAAGAGCUACGAGUCGCUCAGGCCAUGGCUCUGAUGCAGCUGGGUCGAUGGGAAGAAGCACUGCAGACUUGGCGGCAGCUGGCAGCUUUCGCUUGUCAUCAUUGUCCCCCCUAUGAUGAAGCACUGGCCGUGUUUGCUACACAGGCUGCUCUAUGUGCCCUGGAGAUGAAAGCUGAUGCAUCUCAGUACGUGAAAUCGGCAAUUGAGUCGCACCGAAUGGCGUUUGGAUUCGACUGCUUUCGGUGGAGAUAUCAGCGUGAGGUGGAGGAAUCCAGUGUGAGCGCUGGCGUCAAGGAAAGUUUCUUGAGUAGAGUUCCCAGCAGGACAGAGUGACCGCUUUCAAGGGUGCACCCUCGCAGUGAAUUGGCACUAUUCCGUACUAAUUAUGUACACUUAGCGCGUGAGUCUACCAGGCUACCACAAAAAAAGUUGGCAUGCGGCAUGCAACAGGCUUUCUGCAGGAUUGAUGGAUUCCAAUGAUAAAAAUCAGAUUUGUUGAUUCCGGUGCUCCAGAGGUGCAGCUGCUGGCUGCCCACUGGAAUUGGAGCCAUUCAGUAAGGCUGUGGCCGCCUGGAAUUUCAGCCAAGAUGAGGUUCCACCUGCUUACCAGAUAUUUCCAAGCUGAGAUGACAGCGGAAA